AUGCUCCUGGUGCUUGUUGAGAUGACAAACAUUGGAGUCAACAAAGCCGUGGAUUGCACUUGCCACGUCGACGCCAUGAUAUUUGCCUUUGAAUGCUUUCAUGAUGGGUGGGGCGUGGUUAGGCUGGUGGGUGUCCCACACAAGGAGGUGGCAUUCAAUACCCACCUGAUGAACUUCCACAGUGGCAAGACCUUGAAAGGUGCCUUCUUUGGGAACUACAAGCCACACACCAACCUCGCAGAUGUUGUCAAGAUUUACGCGAGGAAGGAGCUGGAGCUGGAGAAGUUUAUCAUGCACGACGGACCUUUCUAA
Messenger RNA from Triticum turgidum subsp. durum (durum wheat), 312 nucleotides. The record is from the annotation of a GenBank genome assembly. Lineage: Eukaryota; Viridiplantae; Streptophyta; Magnoliopsida; Poales; Poaceae.